Molecule: messenger RNA, 2452 nt
Organism: Monodelphis domestica (gray short-tailed opossum)
Lineage: Eukaryota; Metazoa; Chordata; Mammalia; Didelphimorphia; Didelphidae
Gene: CHKA
Product: choline kinase alpha
Biological process (GO): phosphatidylethanolamine biosynthetic process; CDP-choline pathway
Cellular component (GO): cytoplasm
Molecular function (GO): ethanolamine kinase activity; choline kinase activity
Source: RefSeq, a predicted model, not a curated record
GUGUAGGCAGCAGCGCCGAGCCCGCGACCGCCUCAGACGCGCCGACCGCCGCGGACCGCGCUUCAGCUGCUGCUGCUGCUGCCGCUCCCGCUCCGGCUCCCGCUCCGGCUCCCGCUGCCGCCGCCCGCCCAGCCUGAGCCUGAGGCCGCGGCCGAGGCGUCCCAGGCUCCCCGCUGCGCCCGAAGCGAUCCCUUUGUGCGGCGGCGCCCCCUGCCCGUCCCGCGGCCCCGGCCCCGGCCCAUCCGUUCCGGCCCGCCCGCUUCGACUCGCCUGGCGGCGGCAUGAAGACCAAGUUCUGUAACGGCGGCGAGGCCGAGCCGGCGCCUCUGGGGCUGCUGCUGAGUUGCGGCGAGGGCGCCCCCCCGGCUGGUGGGGACCCCGCUCCCCCUCUGGCCCCCGCAGCCCCUGCCGAGCUCGAGGCCAAGGAGCGGGAGCACGGCGGGGGGGGAGGCGGAGGCCGCUGUUGCCCGCCGCCAUCGCCCCCGCCCCUGCCCACGGCCCCCGAACGGGACGAGGAGCCCGAGGAGGCGGCUGGGGACCAAACCCCUGACCCCCGCACCCGUCGCAAGGCCUAUCUCUGGUGCAAGGAGUUCCUGCCCGGAGCCUGGAGGACGCUGCCCGAGGACCGCUUCCACAUCAGCGUCGUCAGAGGUGGCCUCAGCAACAUGCUCUUCCAGUGCUCCUUACCUGACUGUGUCCAGUCUGUCUUGGAUGAGCCCCGGACCGUGCUGCUGCGCCUGUACGGCGCCAUUCUGCAAAUGAGGUCGUGCAGCAAGGAAGGAGCCGGACAGGCCCCCAACGAGGACGUGUGCCAGGGAGCCGAGGCCAUGGUGCUGGAGAGCGUUAUGUUCGCCAUCCUUGCCGAGAGGUGCCUCGGCCCGAAGCUGUACGGGAUCUUCCCACAAGGCCGCCUGGAGCAGUUCAUCCCUAGCCGCCGCUUAGACACUGGGGAGCUGAGCGUGCCAGACAUCUCCGCGGAGAUCGCCGAGAAAAUGGCCACCUUCCAUGGCAUGAAGAUGCCGUUCAAUAAAGAGCCCAAAUGGCUUUUUGGAACCAUGGAGAAAUAUUUAAAUCAAGUUCUGAGAAUUAAAUUUACCAGAGAAUCCAGAGUUAAAAAACUAAACAAACUCCUCAGUUAUAAUCUGCCUUUGGAAAUGGAAAAUCUGAGGUCCUUGCUGGAGUCCACUUCUUCUCCGGUGGUGUUCUGCCAUAAUGACUGCCAGGAAGGGAACAUCCUCUUGCUGGAAGGCAGGGAGGCCUGGGAGAAACAGAAGCUGAUGCUCAUCGACUUUGAAUACAGCAGCUACAACUACAGAGGCUUCGACAUCGGCAAUCACUUCUGCGAGUGGAUGUACGACUACACCUACGAGAAGUUCCCCUUCUUCCGAGCCAACAUUCCCAAGUACCCGACCAAGAAGCAGCAGCUCCACUUUAUUUCCAACUACCUGGCCGUGUCCCACAACGGAUUCGAAAAGCUCAGCAACGAAGAGAAGUCCCGCAUGGAGGAGGAAAUGCUGGUCGAGAUCAACAGGUUCGCCCUGGCGUCCCACUUCUUCUGGGGACUCUGGUCCAUCGUACAAGCCAAAAUUUCAUCUAUUGAGUUUGGGUACAUGGACUACGCGCUGGCCCGAUUCGAGGCCUAUUUCUACCAGAAGAGGAAGCUGGGCGUGUGAAGGCCGCGACGCGGGGGUCCCUGCCCCGCGUGUCUGAAGAGAGCGGCCGGCCGGGAUCCGUCCUCGGCGCCGACUCCUGGCCCCGCAGCCACGGGGGCUCGGCGCGCCUGCCCGCCUCCCCUGGGCUCACGGAUGUGGUGGGACCAGAGACUAGAUUAAAGCUGAGCCACGUUUGUUUCUAUCUUGUUGACGGUUUCCCGAGAUGGGCAGCGGAGCGCGGCGGGCGCCGGCGGCUCGUCGGUCUCCUCGGUCUCCUCCUCCUCCUCCCCCCUGUCCCUGGGGGGGGCUCGUUCUUUUGUUUCAUGGUUGUCUUUUUAACGCACACCACUAGCUCGGGAGGGGCCGAGCCGCCGCUGCUGCAGGACACAGCUGUGCCCGCCACGGUCCACGCCGAGGCCGGUGCCCAAGGAAGCCGCCGACCCGGGCUGCGAGUGCAGCUUCCUUGUGCCCACGCUUCAGCAUCACUGUGACCGGAAGGGUUGGCCAGGCCGCGGGAGGGACCCUUCCACACCCCCCAGGAGGCGGCCAUCAGCCUUGGGGCUGCCUGGGGGAACCUUGGGGGGGAGGAGGGUGCCGGGCGGAAAUCUUGGACAGGCCCCGCCGGGGAGGGGCCUGCUGGGAGGAGAACUGUGAAAUGGCGGUGGGCAGGCUGGCCUCGGGGGGGCCCCCCACCCUCGGGUUCUUUGUCUGCUCUGAACUUCACUGGAAUUGUUUGUGCGGCAUCGCUGGCAGCACCCACCGCCGACUGUACCAUACUGAAAAUAAACGUUGUCAAAGCA